Molecule: messenger RNA, 1751 nt
Organism: Momordica charantia (bitter melon)
Lineage: Eukaryota; Viridiplantae; Streptophyta; Magnoliopsida; Cucurbitales; Cucurbitaceae
Product: homeobox protein knotted-1-like 2
Biological process (GO): regulation of DNA-templated transcription
Cellular component (GO): nucleus
Molecular function (GO): DNA-binding transcription factor activity, RNA polymerase II-specific; DNA binding
Source: RefSeq, a predicted model, not a curated record
AACACUACACUACACCCAAGCAAAAAAAACCAGAGACCAAUUUCUCGUUUUCCCUUUUCCAAUCUCCACGUGAAAUCCGAAACUCUCUUCUUCUUCUUCUUCUUCUUCUUUCAAGGCCAUGCCUUUUCCAUGCACCAGAUUCUCAUCAAGCCCUCCCUAAAAUCUGAUUCUUCUAAAAGCGCUUCCAAAAAAAUUUUCCCUUUUUUUUUCCUUUAAUUUUUUCAAUUAAUUCAUAUUUUCAUGACCCAUAUAUGAAAACAGAAUGCCCUCGCCCUGAUCAUGGAGAGCAGCCCAUUCCCGGCCUUCUCCGGAGUUUCUUGGCCACCUGGCGCCGGUGGUGGACGACUAGGGUUUGCUUUUAGGGCUUUGAAGAACUAGUGACCGACUUUCCCGAAGGAAAAAAAAGGGAAAAAUGGAGGAAUAUAAUCACCUAAACGAGAACUCAAAUCCGAGAGGAAAUUUCUUGUACGCGUCACCGGUUGUUGCGGCGAAUUCUUCACCGGGUAAUUAUGGGAGAUCCACGAAUCCGACGGCUCAGACGGCUCAGAUGGGUGUUAAUACGUUCCAUCUUCAACCGGGAACCGACUGUUUCCAAACCGACCAAUCGCACCCGAUUGUGAAGACCGAAGCCAGUACUUCGCAGCACCAAGUCCUCAAAUUCCACUACCCUUUGAUUAGAGGAGGGCAGCCGACGACAUGUCGUCCCGACGACAACGCCGUUGUCGACGUUGAAGCCAUUAAGGCCAAAAUCGUUGCUCACCCUCAAUACUCCAGCCUCCUCGAAGCCUACAUGGAAUGUCAGAAGGUGGGUGCUCCGGCGCAAGUGGUGGAGCGGCUGGCGGCGGUGCGGCAAGAAUUUGAGGCUCGGCAGCGAUCUUCUAUGGUGGCGGGAGAGAUCACGAAGGAUCCAGAACUUGAUCAAUUCAUGGAAGCUUACUACGACAUGUUGGUGAAAUAUCGGGAGGAACUUACGAGGCCAAUUCAAGAAGCCAUGGAUUUCAUGAGAAGGAUCGAAUCUCAGCUCGGUUCCCUCUGUAACGGCCCCGUUCGGAUCUUCAAUUCCGACGAAAAAUGUGAGGGUAUGGGAUCAUCUGAUGAGGAUCAGGACAAUAGUGGCGGAGAAACCGAACUACCCGAGAUCGACCCACGUGCCGAGGAUAGAGAACUGAAGAACCACCUACUGAGGAAGUACAGUGGCUACCUGAGCAGUCUCAAGCAAGAACUUUCCAAGAAAAAGAAGAAAGGCAAACUCCCAAAAGAUGCAAGGCAGAAACUUCUUAAUUGGUGGGAGUUACACUACAAAUGGCCAUACCCUUCAGAGACAGAGAAGGUGGCAUUGGCUGAAUCCACUGGGUUGGAUCAGAAGCAAAUAAACAAUUGGUUCAUAAACCAAAGGAAGAGACACUGGAAACCUUCUGAGGAUAUGCAGUUCAUGGUGAUGGAUGGCCUCCACCCUCCCAACGCCGCCCUCUAUAUCGACGGUCACUACAUGACCGAUGGCCAUUAUCGGCUCGGACCGUGACCGUAACGUUGCUAAACCAGUCAGCAGAUUUGCUAUGGACGGGAGAAGGUUAAUUUCUUUAUAUAAUCCAACCUAAUAGUGUGACAAAUAAUAAUGUUGUGUGGUUUUGAGAGAUAAUUUGGUUAAGUUAUCUUCCUUUUUUUCCCCCUACAUUAUAUCCAGCUGCCAAUAUCAGAAAGUAUAUAACUCAAAGUAGUUGAUAUGUUUUUCAAUAUUCUUAUUUUUUUUC